GAAUAAUUUUGCUGGACUGAUCAAUCCGUGGUGAAGCCAAGAAACUUAAGACCUGGAUGUGCUCUUCACCACUGACUCUGUAGGCUUGUCACACGAUCCGUUCGAAGCCUAUGCCUGAAGCUGAAGAUGCAUCAUCUUAGCUUCCUGCACCUGCAGUGUCCGCUCCCGAUCCUCGUGCUUCUCCUGCUGUCUGUAUCUGGUACUGGCGCCGCCAUUGGUGAUGGCCAGUUCAUCUACGAUGGUUUCUUUGGUAACGACCUCACCAUGGACGGUGAAGCUUCAGUCAUCGACGGCCUCUUGCGCCUAACCAGCGGGCAGGCGCAGUUCAAAGGUCAUGCUUUCUACACUUACCCUCUCAACUUCACAAGUGCCGUCGUUCCAAGUAGCUCCUCUGCUCCAUCCUUCUCCACAACCUUUGUCUUCGUCAUCAUCGGGCCAUAUCAAGACUUGAGUAGCCAUGGUCUUGCCUUUGUGCUUUCUUCCACCAAGGAUUUUUCUAGCGCCUUGCCUGGCCAGUUCAUGGGCCUUCUCAAUUCCAAUAAUAAUGGUAACCCAUCAAAUCGCCUCCUUGCUAUCGAGCUUGAUACCAUACUCAACACGGAAUUCAGUGACAUCGACGGCAACCACAUCGGGAUCGACGUCAAUAGCCUGGUUUCCAUGGCCUCCCGCACUGCAGGUUACUACACCACUGAUGGCGAGUUUCAUCCUUUGAGCCUUGUCAGUAGAAAACCGAUGCAGGUGUGGGUGGAAUACGACAGCAAGCAUACCAGGGUGAACGUCACCAUAGCGCCUUACUACUUGAGGUCCCCCAAGCCCAAGAGGCCACUGCUCUCGGUGGCAUACAAUCUUUCCUCCGUUUUGGCAGCGACGAGCACCAUGUAUGCCGGGUUUUCCUCAGCGAAUGGCAUCCUUAACUGCAAGCAUUACAUCAUUGGCUGGAGCUUCAAGCUGGACGGAGAAGCUGCACAGCUCGACUACAAAACCAUCCUAGGCCUUGCGCAGAAAAUUGAGGGUCGGCCGAGCAAUUACAAUUACAAGACAAUACUAUGCAUAGUUCUCUUACCAACUGUUACAGUCGCCGUAGUUGUUUGUGCUCUUCUUGUUAAGGUCCAUAUGAAGAGGCGAUUGCAAGCAAGAAAAACUGAACUCGAGUGGGAAAGGGAGUAUGGGCCUCCAUCAUUCACCCACAAAGAUCUAUUGGUUGCCACCAGUGGAUUCAAGGACGAGGUGCUUCUCGGCAGAGGAGGCUUUGGGAGUGUUUACAAGGGAGUGCUGCCCGUCUCCAAGCAGGCAGUUGCAAUUAAGCGCGUGUCACCGGGGUCAAAGCAAGGGAUGAAGGAAUUCCUGGCCGAGAUAGUCAUCCUUGGUCAUCUCGGCCACCGCAAUCUUGUUCAACUGCUUGGUUAUUGUCGCCACAAGCAACAGCUUCUCUUGGUGUAUGACUAUAUGCCCAAUGGAAGCCUGGACUGUUACUUGCAUAAUCAAGAUCACAGCGCCACCAAUAAUCGUCUAUGCUGGGCUCAAAGGUUCCGCAUCAUCGAAGGCGUCGCAUCAGGUCUUUUCUAUCUCCAUGAGCACUGGGAGCAGGUCGUCAUCCACAGGGACAUCAAAACAAGCAAUGUUCUACUCGACGGCGAGAUGAAUGCGAGGUUGGGUGAUUUCGGCCUUGCAAGGUCCCAUGCUCAUGGAGCUGACGCUCACACGACACACAUGGCAGGGACGUGGGGUUACAUCGCCCCAGAGGUGGCAAGGCUUGGCAAGGCAACCAAAGCAACCGACGUGUUCGCAUUCGGCGUCCUGAUGAUGGAGGUCGCCUGUGCAAGGCGGCCAAUAAUCCGGGCCGAUGGAGAGCCUGUUGCCCUGGCGGACUGGGUGCUUGCGGCAUGGCGGCGUGGCUCCAUUACCGACGCCAUCGACCCGAGACUGGGUGACGACUAUGUGGAGGAGGAGAUAGAGCUGGUCCUGAAGCUUGGCCUGCUGUGCUGUCACCCGUCGCCGAACGCCAGGCCUCGGAUGCGCCUUGUCAUGCAGUACCUCCAGAGGGAUGCAGCGCUCCCAACAGACUUGCAACCUGAUACCUUGCUGAUGAUCAGCGUGGAGCCCCUCCUGCAGGAUGAAAUGCAGCAUGCCAUGUCAUGUCCAACCACGGCUAUAACCGAUCUUUCCAGAGGAAGGUGACCCGGCCUCCAUGCGUGCUGUGUUACUUUGCUGCUCUGCCUGCCUCUGUGUCCGGCAGAGUUUCAGUCAAUUUAUCUGGCCUAUGUAUUUAUAUAUCAAAUCAUGUAAUAUUGUCCACUCAAUGUGCAUUGAACCUACCAGAGCAUGUAUUUUCCAUUUGAGAUUAAUUAUCUAUAUAGUAAUAUGAUCUUACGAGCA
Panicum virgatum (switchgrass) is the source of this 2376-nucleotide messenger RNA. RefSeq names its product L-type lectin-domain containing receptor kinase SIT2-like. Bases 127 to 2178 code for a protein of 683 amino acids. Lineage: Eukaryota; Viridiplantae; Streptophyta; Magnoliopsida; Poales; Poaceae. Gene Ontology annotation, cellular component: plasma membrane. The record is from RefSeq and is a predicted model, not a curated record. The transcript has a single exon. Gene Ontology annotation, biological process: protein phosphorylation. Gene Ontology annotation, molecular function: ATP binding; protein kinase activity; carbohydrate binding.